Molecule: messenger RNA, 1841 nt
Organism: Paramacrobiotus metropolitanus
Lineage: Eukaryota; Metazoa; Tardigrada; Eutardigrada; Parachela; Macrobiotidae
Product: hepatoma-derived growth factor-related protein 2-like
Exons: 8
Coding region: 144-1373 (409 amino acids)
Biological process (GO): negative regulation of transcription by RNA polymerase II; chromatin organization
Cellular component (GO): pericentric heterochromatin
Molecular function (GO): chromatin binding
Source: RefSeq, a predicted model, not a curated record
AUUCGAUCGCCAAUUAAAUAUUUUUGCAGAGCAGACGUUUCAGGGUUCAGAAAAUCAGAUUAGUAUUUUUUGUGCUAAACAGUGGAAAAUUUAAAUAUUUUGUAACCACAAGUAUUUCGUUCAUCUGAUCCUGUGUCAGGAAAAUGCCUCGCAAAAACAAUUCCCGCGCAGCAGCAGCGGCAGCCGAGCAGCAGAUGAAUGCAUCCUUGGCGGCAUCCCUCGACGAUAUGGAUAACAGCGGCGAAGAGGAGAUUAUGGUGGACAGUAUUGAGGGAAUUCGCAUGGCCGACGGGGUGAUCCAGUACUGGGUCCACUGGCUGCACUACGACCAAAAAGAUAACACAUGGGAACCCAGAGAGAACCUGACGAAUUGCCACGACCAACUGAUGACUUUCCACCGACUCUGCGAUGAGCAGAAGCAGGCACUGGCUCCCCCGAAACGGCCUAAUAUGAAGUCCAUCCCGUCGGGUGUGGAGGAGAAGAGUGCAGCCAAGAAGAAGAUCAAGGGUAUCAACGGGACGGGUGAAUGGGACGAUGACGAAGCGGGACCUCGGGACUCCGUUAGUUCCAGUAUUAGCAACCAGAAUGGUCGCAAGGGACGUUCCAAUAAAGGUAAAUCCGGCAAAACGACAAUCGCUCUGGAAAAACUUCCUCCACCGUUGAAGCUUUCCGAAUCCGAUGAUGAGGAACUACCACUGGGCGGUCGACAUUCCCGUUCUGCAUCUGAUGGAGAUCGUAGCCGAUCUAUAUCUGCGGGAGCUCCUACAAGAGGAUCAGCAUCACUGCGUAAUCCCGUUUCUGUGAAGUUGGCCACCAAAAAAACUCCCGCAAGAUCUGCCGUAAACGACAAGUCUGCUGCAUCGAGUAGCUCAAAACUCUCGACUAGUGACGCGACUCCAAAGCGCAGCGCGGCUUCCAAACCCUCGAGGAGGCUAUCGGAGUCAGAAGAGGAAAUACCGAUGAAAGAAGAGCCAAGAGGGCGAUCUCGUAAAGCCCAAGAGACUGCGAAGCCGGCAGCCGCCGAGCCACAGCCGAAGAAGGCAAAGAGUUCUUCGACCAAGAAAGAGCCGGCGAAGUCCAAGGCUGAGAGCAGCGAGGGAGAAGGCGAUGAGGAAGACGUUCCCCAGGGCAUGUAUGCCGUGGAUGCUGUACUGGGUGCGUUGGUGGGAAAUGACAGCAAAAACUACUACUUGAUCAAGUGGUAUGGAUACGAUUUGAAAGACUGUACGUGGGAAACUGGAAAAGCAGUCUCACAGUCUCGGGGGGCGGUCAACGAAUUCUACAAAAAAUACGGGAAGCCAUCCAAUAAAAACCAAUGGAAGGUUUUGUCACCGGAAGGACAGCAGUUCGAACAAAUGUCCCAAGACGAGUGACACUCUGGUUGUUUUCAUGGAACAAAUCUCUGCUGUUUUCAUUUUGGGGUUUCAAUCUGGAGGAGGUGUAAUCUGUCGCGACAGAAAAAGAAUUUGUUUUUUGUUAUUUGUUGAUAUCCUACGUACAAUUAACCGGAUCCCUUUUCUGGCAAUCUAGAGUGUUCCUUUAUCCGAAUUGUUCACGAGUAUUCGGGCAUUUUGGCGUGUCCAUCAUCCAUGUAACGUUGAAACAGUUUUACAGAGCAUAACAAUGAUAACAUCGUCCGUUUUUCCUUGAAAAAUUUAAAUAAUUUUGGAAUCUUCUGUGCUUUGUGUUUUUGCGCUGUUUUACUGUUUUGUGCAUCUUAUGUUGCGCGUUGUGGAAAACGAUACAGGUGCAUAUUUCUGUUUUCAAACAGCUUUUCAGUGAUUUUUGUUUAUUCCUUCAACAGUUUUUCCUGGAAUUAAAUCUGGUUGUUCUUGUGGAAA